This is a messenger RNA of Myxozyma melibiosi, 609 nucleotides long. RefSeq lists its product as uncharacterized. Bases 142 to 438 code for a protein of 98 amino acids. Lineage: Eukaryota; Fungi; Ascomycota; Lipomycetes; Lipomycetales; Lipomycetaceae. Gene Ontology annotation, biological process: mRNA splicing, via spliceosome; P-body assembly. The record is from RefSeq and is a predicted model, not a curated record. Gene Ontology annotation, molecular function: RNA binding. Gene Ontology annotation, cellular component: precatalytic spliceosome; U4/U6 x U5 tri-snRNP complex; U6 snRNP. The transcript has 4 exons.
ACCUGAUCUCUUCCUGUUUUCACGUUCGCUCAGUCUUCUCACCACAACCGCUGAAACUGUUCAUUCAAGACAACUGCAUCAGUUGCUUAACUACGUCUGGUUUAUUUGAUAAAAGUUCUAUCCCUCUACAAAACAUACAUAAUGGCCGACGUCGCAACAGCCGACCAACUCGACGACACCGUCGUCUCCGAGCCUCUGGACCUGGUCAGACUGUCACUCAGCGAGCGUGUUUUUGUCAAGCUAAAAGGCGAUCGCGAGCUGCGCGGUAGACUACAUGGAUAUGAUUUGCAUUGUAACCUGGUGCUGUCUGACGUCGAAGAAACAAUCUACUCGCUCGAUCCGGAAACCGAGGAGCUGAAGACCGUCGUGAAGCAGAGCGAGAUGCUUUUUGUCCGAGGCGAUGCGGUCGUGCUCAUCAGCCCACCGCAAAGAACAUGACGGGCGGGUGUAUGACUGAUUGAAGGAACGAGAGGGCCGCGGGGAUAUCUACUGUACAAUAAUAAUACAAAUGCCAUGCACGUCAUAGUAGCGGAUUGACACUAGCUAGGAGUAUGGAUAUAACCAAGGCGCAAUGAAUGAGUCAUUCGGGCAUACUUUGAUGAGAUCAUC